CGGGCGUGAAAACGGAGUCCGCCUCCCUCCGCUGCCGGGGGCGGGGAGCGGGCGGACUACAGCUCCCGAAGGGCUGCGGGCGCCGAGAGCCCGGUGGCUUCGCUUCCUGCCCCCGCCUCGCCUCAUGGGCCUUCUGCGGCGGGAACCGAUGGCGGACGCCGAGCGGGAGCCGCUGGUGCAGUGCCCCGUGUGCCUGCGGGAGCUGCCGGGCGCGCACAUCAACCUGCACCUGGACCAGUGCUUGCAGGCCGGGGCGGGCGAGGGAGAGCCGCGCUCGCCGCCACCUCGCAAGCAGCCGCGCCUCGCCGCCGCCCCGCCGGGGAGACAGGCGGAGGGGGAGUCGGAGGAUGCCCGCCCGGCCGCCGGCCUCCCCGUCUUCUCCCUCUUCCACAAGGGCCGCGGCGGCGGGCUGAGCGGGGCGGGACGGGAGGAGGCCGCCGCGGAGCCCGAGGAGGGAGGCUCGGCGGCGGGCGGCGGGGCGGCGUUCCGCGGGGCCGGCCUGGCGCGGAAGCUGGAGGGGAAGCCCCUGGCCGAGCGGCUGCGACCGGACACGCUGGGGGAUUACGUGGGGCAGGAGCAGGUGCUGGGAGCGCAGACCCUGCUGCGGUCGCUGCUGGAGUCCCACGAAAUCCCCUCCCUCAUCCUCUGGGGGCCACCGGGCUGCGGCAAGACUACACUGGCACACAUCAUAGCUAACAACAGCAAGAAGAACGGCGUGAGGUUUGUGACACUGUCGGCCACAAGUGCCAAGACAAAUGAUGUUCGAGAUGUCAUCAGCCAAGCCCAGAAUGAAAAAAGACUCUUCAAGAGAAAAACCAUCCUCUUUAUUGAUGAGAUCCAUCGUUUCAAUAAAUCUCAGCAGGACACUUUCCUUCCUCACGUUGAGUGUGGGACGGUGACCCUGAUAGGAGCGACCACAGAAAACCCUUCCUUCCAAGUCAACGCCGCUCUUCUGAGCCGAUGCCGGGUGAUUGUCCUGGAGAAGCUCUCGGUUGAAGCAAUGGAGGCGAUUCUGAUGCGGGCCGUCAGGUCCUUAGGGGUCCAGGUUUUGGGCCAGGGCAAGCAGCACAGCAGCUCUGCGACUGGCAGCAGCCGCGAGAGCUCAGAAUUCCCAGUGUACAUAGAGGAGAAAGCUCUAAAUACCCUAGCCUACCUUUGUGAUGGUGAUGCAAGGACUGGGCUGAAUGGACUCCAGUUAGCAAUUCAGGCCAGAGUAGCAGCGGGGAAGACCACUCCUUUGAGUACUACCGAAGGUGAUUCUGCAGGUGUCAUUCUGAUAACAGAAGAGCAUGUAAAGGAAGGGCUACAGCGAUCUCACAUCCUGUAUGACCGAGCAGGAGAAGAACAUUACAAUUGCAUCUCGGCCCUGCAUAAGUCCAUGAGAGGCUCAGAUGAAAAUGCUUCCCUUUACUGGCUUGCUCGAAUGCUUGAAGGUGGUGAGGAUCCACUCUAUGUGGCGAGGAGGCUGGUGAGGUUUGCAAGUGAAGAUAUAGGGCUGGCAGAUCCUCUGGCUUUAACACAAGCAGUUGCUGCUUAUCAAGGCUGUCACUUUAUUGGAAUGCCAGAAUGUGAGGUCAUUCUAGCACAAUGUGUAGUGUAUUUUGCCAGAGCACCAAAGUCUAUAGCAGUCUACAGGGCGUAUAACAAUGUCAAAGAAUGUCUGAGAACUCACACGGGACCUCUGCCGCCGGUUCCACUGCACCUGAGGAAUGCUCCAACAAGGCUCAUGAAGAACUUGGGCUAUGGUAAAGGCUAUAAAUAUAACCCCAUGUACAAGGAACCUGUAGAGCAGGACUAUCUACCAGAAGAGUUGAAAGGAACAGACUUCUUCAAGGAACGAAAAACGUGACGGUCUUGCUCUGAUUGGGUUUUGAUUUUUAUGACUUGUCCAUUUGUACUGGGAUGGAAAUUCCUCUUAUAAUUGCAGCCAUCUCUUACUGUGGUUGAAAGUAUUAAACCACUGAGCCCUUCAGAUACUACAUUCUUCUCCUGGUUUUACUACUGUUAUUCUGGAGGUGUUCUGUAAAGAAUUGCAGUUAGGCUGUAUAGAAAUGAAAAGUUAAGCUUUAUCAGUAUAGUGCUGUCCCCUCUGGGCCACAUGGAAUGGAGAAGAAAUGAGACACUUGUAUUUCUGUCUCUUGCUGUGAGACGAGGAAUAUUAUUGUGCUGCUCUUUAAAAUCAAUUAUCUAUUUCAGAUUUUGAGACUGUUUACUUUCUGUAAGUCGUACCACCCCUGCUAAAAUACAGUAAACAGAACAUAAUUACAGUGUAAUUCUUGCUCUUACAAUGUUCCAGAGACUAAUUUUGUACAACAACAUUUAGUAAACCAAUAAAGUUGUUAAAAAUA
Tyto alba (common barn owl) is the source of this 2348-nucleotide messenger RNA. It is a transcript of the gene WRNIP1, whose product is annotated as WRN helicase interacting protein 1. The transcript is spliced from 7 exons. Gene Ontology annotation, biological process: DNA repair; regulation of DNA repair; DNA-templated DNA replication. Gene Ontology annotation, molecular function: ATP hydrolysis activity; single-stranded DNA helicase activity; ATP binding. Gene Ontology annotation, cellular component: nucleus. Bases 125 to 1849 code for a protein of 574 amino acids. NCBI's taxonomy places the organism in Eukaryota, Metazoa, Chordata, Aves, Strigiformes, Tytonidae. The record is from RefSeq and is a predicted model, not a curated record.